Messenger RNA from Microtus oregoni (creeping vole), 909 nucleotides. RefSeq names its product nudix hydrolase 2 (gene Nudt2). Bases 145 to 588 code for a protein of 147 amino acids. The record is from RefSeq and is a predicted model, not a curated record. The transcript has 4 exons. Lineage: Eukaryota; Metazoa; Chordata; Mammalia; Rodentia; Cricetidae. Gene Ontology annotation, biological process: AMP biosynthetic process; ATP biosynthetic process. Gene Ontology annotation, molecular function: bis(5'-nucleosyl)-tetraphosphatase (asymmetrical) activity.
GGCUCUUCUGAUUGGCUAGCGAGAUACUGCUCCGUUUAAGGACCGCCUCCUGUCUCGGCGCUGCGGCCAAAUAGCCAAGUUUACAAAGUGAUUCAGCAGCUUGAUCUCCCAGAGAGGAAGCAGAGGCCCAGAGAAAGAUAGAGCAUGGCCCUGAGAGCAUGUGGCUUGAUCAUCUUUCGAAGACACCUUAUUCCCAAGGUGGACAACAGCACAAUUGAGUUUCUGCUGCUGCAGGCAUCAAAUGGCAUUCAUCACUGGACUCCUCCCAAAGGCCAUGUGGACCUUGGAGAGACUGACUUGGAAACAGCCUUGCGAGAGACUCGGGAGGAAACAGGCAUAGAAGCAAGCCAGCUGACCAUCAUUGAGGGAUUCAGAAGGGAGCUCAACUAUGUGGCCUGGAAGAAGCCGAAAACAGUGAUUUACUGGCUGGCAGAGGUGAAAGACUACAAUGUAGAGAUCUGCCUCUCCCAGGAGCAUCAAGCCUACCGCUGGCUGGGACUGGAAGAGGCCUGCCAGUUGGCUCAGUUCAGUGAGAUGAAGGCAACACUCCAAGAAGGACACCAGUUCCUCUGCUCCACACCGGCCUGAGCUGACCAGAACAAAUGCUUCCAUUGCUUCCUUGAGGGUCUCCUGAGAUGAACCCACCCUCCUAUCCAGGGAAGGAUGCACUGGUCUUUGCCUUGCUAUGGCCAAGAGCAGAUAGGUUGGUGGAAGUAAAAUUAAUUUGGCAAUCUUGGGUGAGGGCAAGGAAGCCUCGGAUUCAGUCCCUAGCAUAGACAAUAAUUACUUUCAAAAUAAGAGCAAGCAAGAAUUUUAGCUAAGUUAAACAGCAAAGAAGGGUAAAAAAAUUUAAAUGCCAGCCCUAGUAAGUGUAGCCUUGUAAUUUAUAAAUAAACUUCAAACAGUUUA